Rhizophagus irregularis DAOM 181602=DAOM 197198 is the source of this 501-nucleotide messenger RNA. The record is from RefSeq and is a predicted model, not a curated record. Lineage: Eukaryota; Fungi; Glomeromycota; Glomeromycetes; Glomerales; Glomeraceae.
AUGUUUCAUCGUGAUUUACAUACAGGCAAUAUAUUAUUUAGGCUUCAUGAUGAAAUCAAUGUAUGUAUUUCAGAUAUGGGAUUAUGCGGAGAUGCUGGUAAUAUGGAUGAAACAAAAAUUAUUGGAGUUAUGCCUUAUGUAGCUCCUGAAAGAUUAGAAGGAAAUCCUUAUACUCAAGCAUCAGAUAUAUAUAGUCUUGGUAUGAUUAUGUAUUUUAUAGCAACUGGUGGAAGAAAGCCUUUUGACAAUUGUGCACAUGAUGAGAAUUUAGCAUUGAAGAUAUGUAAUGGAAUUAGACCUGAAUUUAAUGAAUCAGAAGUACCAAAAUGUUAUAUUGAAUUGAUGAAAAGAUGUUGGGAUUCAAAUCCAGCUAAUAGACCAAUCAGUGAUGAAAUGGCAGUAGAAGACUUGUUUAUUCAGGAUGUGGAGAAUAACGAAUUUAGUGAUAAUAUUGCAGUAGAGGAAUUAUUAUUACAGCACACGAUGCAAAAUUGGCAAUGA